Molecule: messenger RNA, 1351 nt
Organism: Colletotrichum destructivum
Lineage: Eukaryota; Fungi; Ascomycota; Sordariomycetes; Glomerellales; Glomerellaceae
Product: Putative proteasome component (PCI) domain, 26S proteasome non-ATPase regulatory subunit Rpn12
Exons: 2
Coding region: 225-1070 (281 amino acids)
Biological process (GO): proteasome-mediated ubiquitin-dependent protein catabolic process
Cellular component (GO): nucleus; proteasome regulatory particle; proteasome regulatory particle, lid subcomplex
Source: RefSeq, a predicted model, not a curated record
GCGAAGCCAAGCACCACCACCAACAAUCACGAUCAACAUCACACCCGUUAACUUCACGAUAUCACUCGACAUCAACCAUCACAGCGUGUUUUUCUCGGGAAAUAUCAACUUUGGUUGACAGAUCAACACUCUCUCUGAUAGUUUCCGACGUCCAUUGCCGCCGUCGCCAGAGCUUCCAAACACAUACACACCCCGCAGCCGGCAUCCCCAGCAGCAAGCCCAACAUGGCCGAACGCAACCUCCAACAAGUUCUCACCCAGCUCCGCGGCAAGGGCUCCUCCCUGCCCUACGCUGAAUCCUCUGCCCUCCUCUCCAAGGCCAAGCUUCACCUCCUCCAGCUCAACGCACUCACCCCGUCAUCCGGCCCCGCACAGCAACAGACGUCGCCCCAGCUCCUCGCCCUCGCCCGCGAGACGUACGAGCACGGCGCCCUCGCCUCCAUCCGCGCAAAGAACCCGGACGCCUUCACCCGCUACGUUCAGCAGCUCCAGCCCUUCUACGAGCUCCCCUCCAACCUCCUUCCGCCCAACUUGGCCGACCGCAACAAGGUUACCGGCCUCUACCUGCUCCUGCUCCUCACCCAGGGUCGCUACGCAGAGUUUCAUUCGGAGCUCGAGAGCCUCGCUAACCGCGAGGGUGGUGGCGACAGCAGCGCCGUGGAGGGUGACAAGUACCUCGGCUACCCCAUCCGUCUCGAGAGGUGGUUGAUGGAGGGGAGCUACGACCGCGUAUGGAACGCUCUCAAGAGCCGUGAGGUGCCGAGCGAGGAGUACGGGGUCUUUUCAGAGAUUCUCACGUUCCAAAUCCGCUCCGAAAUCGCCUCGAGCAGCGAGCGCGCCUAUCCGAGUCUGCCCAUCAGCUCCGCAAAGUCGCUGCUCUUUCUCGACUCCGAGGGCGACGUCAUUUCAUUCGCCCAACAACGCGGUUGGAUUCUGAAGGACGGUCAGAUCUUCUUCCCCGAUACCGCGGAGGGUGUCGCCGCCGAGGACGGUACUACCGAUAAAGAAAUGAGCCAGAUGGUGAUAGAGAACACCCUCGGCUACGCGAGGGAACUCGAGACCAUCGUGUAGAUAGAGAAGACAACGGGGUGGCGAAGGCGGCGUUGUUAACUGUAUUAAUAUCAUGCGAUAGACCAUGAACAAGGGCCACGGAAACUGGAAUCCAAGCUUGGCAUUUACGACCCCCCCAUGAGUAAUGUCCACCUGCAUCGGGAACCAUGUCAUUGAUCGAAACCUCUUUUGUAGCCAGUUGACCAAACUGUAAACUUGUUUCUGGGCUGCGCAGAUCAGACAGCGAACAGAUAAAUGUACGCACAAAAUAGGUCGAUCGCUGCUUUCAAACGCGCACGCAU